This is a messenger RNA of Notolabrus celidotus (New Zealand spotty), 3200 nucleotides long. RefSeq names its product TAFA chemokine like family member 4b (gene tafa4b). Gene Ontology annotation, molecular function: receptor ligand activity. The record is from RefSeq and is a predicted model, not a curated record. The coding region runs from base 719 to 1123 and encodes 134 amino acids. The transcript has 6 exons. NCBI's taxonomy places the organism in Eukaryota, Metazoa, Chordata, Actinopteri, Labriformes, Labridae.
CAUUUCUCAUGUCCAAUCGAUCCUUGCUCGGGAGGAGCGACGGGAGCGCACAACUAUCACUCCUGCAUUACUACACCAUCACUCUCAUCAGCAUCUCUCCGGCGACUUGAACGCCUCUGUGUGACUGUCGCGCGUGCAGGGGGGAAUAAACUUAUGUGGAGUGUUUGCCAAAAAACAUCAGCCUGGUGUAUCUUUGGGAGGAUUACGCACUUUUUAUGACUUUCUCCUGUGUGUAAGGCUCUGAGAUGGGACACGGCGAGAUCGUGGCAGUUUGGGCCACAUCGCUGUUGCGCCAGGCGUGUUUUCUCAGCCGGCUCCGAAGGGCAGGUAGUCUGGCUUGGCAGUAGCCCUCUUCAGCACCGCUUCAGAGUGUUUGAACGCGGGCUUUGGAAACUGGACAAGAGCCUCUGAAGGAUUGAAUGGGGAACAAAAUCAGUGGAGUUGGAGCAGAAAGUGGCAAAGCGCCCUGCUAUCUCACCUGGACCCUUUACAAUCUACUGUGAUCAUGCCAUCGAGUUUAUAGAUUUGGGGGCUUCUUCUGUUUGAGGUGAGGGAGAGAAGGAGCAGGAGGAAGAGGAAGAAGAGGAGAGGGAGGAGGAGGAGAAGGAGGAGGAGGAGGGUUGAGGAGUGAGUGGAUGCAGCCAUGGCUUUUACACCCCGACCAUAGAGGAGCUUCUGAGUGGAAGAGAGAUCAGAGAAGACAGAGACGGCCAACAGGAUGAAACUGUGGGGGAGGUCAGCUUGGCCUUUGCAGGUGGCCUUCCUCGUUGCCGUGGUGAUGCUCUGUGUUGACCCGUUGUCUGCUGGCAGCCGUAACCACCGGGGACCGACAGUCUCAUACCAGGUGAAGCAGGGGACGUGUGAGGUGGUGGCCAUCCAUCGCUGCUGUAAUAAGAACAAGAUUGAGGAGCGCUCUCAAACCGUCAAGUGUUCCUGUUUUCCUGGGCAGGUCGCUGGCACCACCAACGCCAGACCUUCCUGUGUUGAAGCUUCAAUUGUAGCCCAGAAGUGGUGGUGCCAGAUGCAUCCGUGUAUGGAUGGAGAAGAAUGUAAGGUCCUACCUGAUCUGACUGGCUGGUCCUGCAGCACUGGCAACAAAGUCAAAACCACCAAGAUCAGCUGAGGGAGUGAUGAGGAGCCAAUGGCUGACUGCAUCAGUGGACAUUAAUUGUGCAUUUCCAAGGUGCUUUGGGACCAGGGAGCAGUUACUUGGAGACUUGGUGGCAGAUGUCACCGAAGGAAGUUGCAAUGAGACAUCGAUUCCCUGGCAACCGCUUGAACGGCCCUGCUCUCUCUCUCCCUCCGUUUCUUUCAUUUCUUUAUCCUGCAUCUCUCUUUCUACCCAUGACCUCCUUUCACCACCUCAGCGUCUCAUUCACCAUGAUGAUCUGUAUAUGUCCAUCUGUUUUCACUCCCACACAGCGUAGGUGUGCUGAAGAAAGAUGCAAAGAUUGCCUGACCGAGGCACCGGAACGCUGUUUAACAAGGAAAAGCAUAGAUGCCGCAGAAUAGAUACACAUUUUCACAUGUCCCAUUUCAGAAGUCUUUCUCUAUGGUCAAACAUUUACAGCAUAUGCGGGACAAAACAUAAAUUUAAAAAAAUAUGCAAGUAUUUCUUUUCUUUAUAAAUGCAUGUUGGAUGAGGUUUGUUGAUGGAAAACAAGCUCUAUACAUCUCCAAUUAUACGCCUUCAACUUACUGCCCAAUUGUAAACAAACCAUUACAGCUCGGAGACAUGUGAAAUCCAGCUUUAGCAGUUGGUCCACGCAAUCAGUCAGCCUGCCAGGCUGCAAAACAAACAUUUGCAAUUGAAAGAAAAAAAGACAUGGAGCCAGAAAUAUAGGGCAAAUGGUCUUAUUUGGAAUGCUCUACUCUCUCCUCUGAUUGGUUCUUUUAAAUGGAAACUGUUAAGGGGGACAGAGUCCCUCCCUGUAAUUACAUGUCUCUGUGACACUGAUUCUUUUCCUCUUAUCUGUUGUAUUCUUUUUUUUUAGGUCACACGAUAGCAAGAGAGCCACCGCGCCACAAGGAAACCUGAAACUCUCCCCACGGAAGAGAUGGAUGACUCACACAUACUUACUGUAGGAUGGGAAAAAUAUCAAGGAAAAGGACUGCUGCCAGGCCAUCCAUCACAAAAAAAUGGGAUAAAAAGUACUCAACACAAACUAUGAACACUUGGCUAAAUGGAGCCAAACAUAAAGCAGUUACAGGAUGCUGCUUUUUGAGACCAAUGGCCUACAAUCAUGGACACCCAGGGUACAUCUGGACACUAAUGGACUCUUAUUUAUAAAUGACAGACAAAGCGUGGACUCGUAAAAAAAAUGGUCUGUUUCAAACACUGAAUAAGCAUAUAUAUUUCAACAAGUGUGAGCUGCAGGACAAAGUCCAAACCUCUCGAUUAUGUAGAGCUUCUACUGAGAUAGUUAGGGUUGAUCUGGGAGAAAUGAAAGCGAUAGCAGCUGAUAACUAGCAAAUAGAAAAUUAGCAUCCAAUCGCUCUUGUGGGUCAAGUCACAAACAUAAAGACUCUUUUGUGGGAGUCAUUUUGCAGUUCUAAUUAGGAAUUGCAGUGUAGGAACAUAACAUCAUAUUAAAAAUUCAUGUAAGAUAUUUGCACUAGUUGAAACCAUUUGGGAAUGUUUUGUUUUUCUAGAUUUCUCCCAUCCUUUGCUGUGGAUGUCACAUGAAAUUGAAGAAGAGCAUUUUGUAAAAUGUCUGACAGUUGAAGUAGAUAAAUAUAUAAAUACCACUCCCCCUUAUCCCUGAGUAGUUAUUGGAUAAAAAGGCUCAUACAAUCGAGCCGUGCUUACAUAUAGCUUGGAACAAUAUAAAGUAGCAAAGUGUGAUUCAUCCGUCUCUAUUUUUUUGUUGCCCAGAGAACUUUUUCAAGCUCAGCCUUCAAAGUUAGAUAUCUUUGAUCUCUCUUCUAUUCAAACUGACAUCUCUUAUGCUAACUGUUAAAAGGAGGCCCAUAAAAUGUUCAAACAAGGAGGACAAGUUGUCUGUAUGUUGUUCUUUCAAUCUAUUGUGAAUUUUUCUUUUUCUUUCCCCACAUUCAGGAUGUUUUCCUUUAAAAGCUGAAGUUGAAGACAGCUGUAUAAAGGGGGUUUUCAGGUUCCUUUCCAUGAAGAUGCAGUAUAUAUUGGCACCCUCAAUAUAAAUACUUUAGUUGAAUACAAUGAAAUAAUUGCCACAGAUGGU